GGACAUUGCGUGAAACUGCUCGCCGAAGGGUUUAGCUCGCGGUGCCGGAGACGGAGUUUUGGGCUGUGACUGGCAGGGCAUGAAGCCUCCUCGGGUGUUCGGCCACGUCGACAGGCUGAGUCGUGCCCUUCAGCCGCCGCGUGUCAACAUCCGAGCGUGCCUCGCGGCUACGGGCAUCUCACCGACGCUUGAGGCCAACGAGCUCAUACAGAAAGCGCAGGUAGGCACAGAGCUCUGGUUUUGUGAGUGCCUACCGAGUGCAUUGGCUCGUGCGGCUUGUGUGUCAACCAGAAUGACAGCACGAGCGCAUCUUCACAGCAGCUGUUCCGCUUCAGUUUUGGCAAAAGCCCGUUCUCUGUGCCCCGAGGUCAGCAGGAGACGAGGCAGCCACGCAGCAGCACACGUCUGAUGUGUCAUGCUUCAUGGUGGGUGCAGUGCUUCAGGAGUCGCUGCGUCAGAACGUGCAUCAGAACAGCUACCUGCCGGUGAUGGGCCUGCCCAAGCUGCGAGAGGCCAUCGGUGCGGCGCACGGCCGCCCGAUGGAGGAUGUGAUCAUUGGGCCAGGCAGCAAGGUCAGCACCGUGUGUCACAAAGACAAAGAGUGUUGGUGGCACUGCCUUGUCGAUGUCUGCUGUGUGUUUCCUUCCCCAACAGGAGCUCCUUUUUCUGAGCCUGUUUGCCGUGUACCCUCCUGCGACGGUCUUCCUGCCGGUGCCCUCGUGGGUGAGCUACUUCCCCCAAGCCAUGAUGUCCGACCACCACGUGCACUGGGUCAAGACGCGACUGGUUGACCGUUUCGUCCCGUCGUCACACGCCCUUGACAUGGCCUUCAGCACAAGCAAGAUCGGCAAGGUUUUGAUCCUCAACUACCCAAACAACCCCACGUGAGCAAAUGAGAUGACGGCGGGGGCGACGCGUUACACUUGUGUGUGUCCGUUUGUGGACGUGCAGUGGGUGCAGCGCCUCCCCUGCUCAGCUGCAGGCCAUCGCUGCUGUGUGCCGGAAGCACAAGGUCCUGGUCAUCAGCGACGAGGUACGGUACGCCGACCGCCAUAUCAGUCGCAACAAGAGCAUCACAACACACAUAUGUUCUGUCUGGCUGCAUGUAGGUGUACGCCCACACGACACACUACUGCGGGUCGGCGACGUCGCUCUUCACCCACCGGCCCCCAUCCAUCGAGGAGUACUACCCAGAGGGCACCAUCGUCACCAGCAGCAUCAGCAAGGCAUUCGGCGCUGGCGGCUGGCGCCUCGGCUAUGCCUUCCUCCCAGAGGGCCUCUCGGCCGUCAAGAACGCCAUCUGCGCGGCUGCGUCCGAGACCUACUCGGCUGCGUCGGCGCCGAUCCAGCAUGCGAGUGUGAGCGCCUUUCUGCCGUCACGCGAGCUUGACCUGCUGGCCCUCCGGCAGCGGCAAAUUUUGCGUCUUACCUCCCGGAUGGUCAUGAAGACCCUCAAGGACGCGUGCCCCUCUGCGCUCGCGCCGCCCCCCGACGGUGCCUUCUACAUGUACAUUGACUUCUCGCUGAGCCCCCGCGCGAAGAGAGAGGGCAACGACAUGGCAUCUGCGGAGGUCUUCGCGCGAGUGCAGAAGGAGACGGGUGUGGUGCUGCUGCCGGGCAGUGUGUUCGGCGAGUACCCGAGCAACCCCUGGACGGCGAGACUCGCCUUCGUGGAUUUGGACGGCGAGAAGGCGCUGAGUAUGCUGGAGGGGCGGGAGGAGAACCUGGACAAGGAGAUCGAGGGGGGCAGGCUGGAUGAGCUGUGCGAGGGGGAGGGCGGGUGGGGGGUGCACAUGAGAGAGGGCGUGAGGCGGCUCGCUGAGUACAUGAAUUCGUGAUGACGAUGCUACAUACAUAGCAGCCAGACAGAAAUUCGUGAGGAUCUAUCUACCCAUGUAUCUGCUGUGUCCGUCCGGUGUGUAUGUAUAUGCGAGACAGACAGAAUUGGUGAGCCAGAGAGAAUGAGCGAGUGAGCGGGGGCGGGAGGUGAGCGAUGAGUGUGCACGUGCAUUUAAUGCAUUUAUGGUGCCUAUCCCUGCUUAGCUGAGUGUUCGUGCCUGCGUGUGCGAGUGUGUGUGUAUUCAUAUGUAUGUGUCGGGUCUGGCUUGCGCUCUCUGCGCGAGCCAGACUCGGCUGAUUGAUUUCGUGCCGCUGAGGGUGUACAAUAUGCUUCAUUCGUGCCUGUUGGAGAGUGCAUACAGGGAUGAGGGCGCCUGGGGGGACUCCCUGUCCAUUUGCGAUCGAUGUGUGUUGGGGUCGGGUCGACGCCUGACGAUGAUCUUUUUUGUGGCCUAUGUUUAGAGCCUUCUACAUAUACUUGUGCAGACACCGUGUGCAUAUCUGUAUAUCUAAUCAAUCUGUGAAGCC
Messenger RNA from Vitrella brassicaformis, 2367 nucleotides. The record is from the annotation of a GenBank genome assembly. NCBI's taxonomy places the organism in Eukaryota, Vitrellaceae.